CCAAUGAAUAUGCUAAUACAUUUAGAUUUAAGUGGAAAUUUGAUAGAGCGCCUGGGGCACGAUUCAUUUGUAUUGUUCCCAAACCUUCAAGUCCUCAACAUCUCAAAAAACUUUAUCAAGUUAUUAGAGCGCGGGGCGUUUGAUGGACUGCACAGUCUAAGGAUCUUGAACAUGUACAAUAAUUCCUUGAGCAUGUCAGCUCUCGCUUACCCUCUCUUGCUGUUUAAGGAUCUCGGCAAUCUGAUCGAACUGAACUUGCUCGGCAAUGUCAAGGCUAUCGUCGGGGGAGAAACGUACCCUGACUCAGCUUUGUCCCGGCUCAUGUCAUUAAAUAAACUUCUUAUUGAUGGCAUACCGCACCCAGAGACGCCGGGACGAGGUUUCAGAAACCUCACGAGGCUUAGAUACCUUCAUUUCGGGGACUCACAAGAGGAAAAGUGCUUUCUUGAUGUGCUGGGUAGAGAUUUCUUUGACAAUAUCAUUAGCAGAGAACCGCUUGAGGUUAAUUUUCAGUACUGUGUUAUACAAGAAGUGGACCCACGAGCCUUCUAGAAUCUCUCAACAUUGAAAAUAUUGAAUCUAAUCAGUUGUAAUAUGGGAUUUAACAAAUUUGCGUUAGCCUCUCAAAGCUUUCACCAAACACAACUCGAAUAUCUAGACAUAACAGGCAUCAGCAGACCUAACUUUACUGUUCUCGGCCAUGAUUCGCUCAAAUAUCUGAGUAAUGUUUCUUUACACACUUUAAUUAUAGAAAAGAAUCAUAUAAUUAACAUUGAACCCAAGGCUAUUGAGAAGCUACCCAGAACUAUACAACGGUUCUCGAUUGCUCAAAAUAAAAUCGUUUCAUCCGACAGUUUAUUUAGUUUUAAUUUCAUGAUCAGUUUAGAAGCUCUUAAUGUUAGCUUUCAAAAUAAUUUUAGAACAGCAUCGAUUUGGAGGAGCAGUAGCAAUGCAAGAACUGACAAGGCACCCAGCAAAGAUCGAGCAGCACAGACCCCAAUACACACGUCGAUUAGUCAUUCGCAACUUAAGAGGCUUCAGAUGCAUGUUUGUCCAUCAUAUCGCAUGGCUCCCUUGAGAAACGUGAUUCAAGGGGAAGAAGUUACAUAUCGAGUUUUUCUACCCUUUGAACUGCGAUCCUUGCAUAAAUUGAACAUUGAAAACAAUCUGAGAAAGUAUGUAGGCUCCAACAUGACAAUCCGGUUACCUCGAAAACUCAAACAAAUAUUUGCCACUAACUUAAAGUUAGGAUACGCUGUACCCAAAUUGCAGUUCUUCAAUUCAAACGUGAUCGAGUUAGCCGACUUUUCAAAGAAUUUGUUACUUUGUUUAGACGGGCCUGUUUAUGGCUUCCAUAGACUGCACCACCUGGACUUAUCUCAAAACUAUUGCCCUGCGUUGAGCCCCUACUUUUUUAAAGAUGUGCCUGCAUUAAGGAAACUGCUGUUGUCUUUUAAUAAUAUCGGGCCGUCCCUAGAAGCUGAUAAAGACGGCGAGACGUUUUCAAAACUUUUCCGUCUCGAAUAUAUUGAUGUUUCUCAUAAUGCUAUUCGUACUCUCCACCCUAAAGUGUUUAAGCAAUCACCAAAUCUACAAACGAUUCUGCUAAACAAUAAUGCCCUACAGGUCUUUGACAUUGACAUUGGAAGCUUGAACAAAUUAACUCUUGUCGACCUCUCCACCAACGCUCUUGUGACGCUGCCCAAGCCAGUGAUGACGUCACUCGACACACUUGCGUUGAGUAGCCCUAAUUUAACACUCGAUCUCCAUGACAACGAUCUUCUAUGUGACUGCUCCAAUACUGAUCUUAUCAUGUGGUACAUUAAAACGAAAAUCAAUUUCAGAAGAAAGGAAUUGUACAAGUGUCGCUAUGUGAAUGGUUCUGUGAUCUACGUGGAGGACCUCAUCAACGUCCAGGAGAUAACAUGGCGAUAUUGCGCUGGACAGCAGAUUUUGGUUCCAGUUCUAACAAGUUUUCUCACGACUCUUGUCAUCUUGACCGCCCUGGGCUUCUACAGUUACUUCCGGGUCAGACUAUUAUUUUACAUCUACAUCAGCAAAGCUCGGUAUUUCCGCCACUUCUCUGACCAAGGUCCGGCAAGGGUCAAAGACGUCUUUCUCGUGUACGACGACCAGGAAAUAAGAUGGCGGCAGUUUGCUAUUAAAGUUGUGAAACCGGAACUUGAAAGCAGGGGCGUCACCGUUUACAUUAGUGAAGUUGACGCACUGGCAGGG
Lymnaea stagnalis (great pond snail) is the source of this 2235-nucleotide messenger RNA. Lineage: Eukaryota; Metazoa; Mollusca; Gastropoda; Lymnaeidae. The record is from the annotation of a GenBank genome assembly.